AUGGACGAGCAAUUCAAGCAGUCGUUUGAGAGGGCCAUUUUGUCCCAAGCUGAUGCUUUUGCAAGCCAAUCGGUGAAGAAAGAUGCCUAUGAGUAUUGUGAACAGCUAAAACUCAGAGAUGAUAUUUGGAAAAUUUGUCUUCAAUUUGUUUUAGAGUCAACACAUGAUCAAGUCAAGUUUUGGUGCUUCGGAACGUUAUCAUCGUUUUUAGCUGAAAGAGCAAGUAUUCUUUCCGAUCAAGACAAGGACACCAUUAAGAAUGCUUUGAUGCACUGGUUUUUGAAUGUAAUGAAUAACAGGACUCCUGCAUUUCUAAAGAACAAGUUCUGUGAAACAUUAGUUGCUAUCUUUAGGAUUGAGUACUAUUCUCGUUGGCCAUCAUUUUUUAAAGACCUAUUCUCUAUUCUUUCAAACUCUCCAAGUGAGCUCAUGAUUGAAAUGUAUCUAAAUAUUCUUGAUACAAUCGACUUUGAAUUUGUUGCAAGAUAUAUUGAAAGGUCACCAGAAAGCCACAAAAGAGCUGUAGACAUUAAAGAUGCUAUGCGUGAAGACUGUAUUCCUCAGGUGGUGAGCACUUUUUACACAAUUCUUUCUGCAAAGCAUUUAGCUCUCUCGAAUCAUUGCCUUACAACAAUGUCAAACUAUAUUGAUUGGAUCGAUAUAAAUUUAGUGACAACAGAACAAUUUGUUCAGCUAUUCUAUCAGUUCUUGACAAUGAACGAAUUUAGAACUAAUACCUGUAAAUGCUUAUGUGUCAUGGUGGAAAAAGGAAUGAACGAUAAUGAUAAGCUCAAAUUAAUAACUUCCCUUCAAAUUCCUCAAAUAUUGUUAAAUACAGUGGUUGAUAGUAAUAAUGAUGAGCAAUUUGCUGAAUCAGUUUCUGAACUUGCUGCUGGUGUUUCUAAUCAACUUUUAGAGAUUUCUUCUAGACCAAACCAAGAUUAUCAAUUACAGUCCAGUGCCAGCAAAAUUCUUCAAGAUAUUUUCCCAUUUGUCCUUGCGUUGUUUGCUGAUGCAGACGACCAAGUCUCUUCAUCAGUUAUCAAAUUUUUAAAUGAUUUUGUUUCUGUGAUUAAGAAGUCUAAAACUUUACAAUUUGAGACUCUCCAAACACAACUCCAUGAAAUGUUGACAACCAUUCAAAAGAAGGCAAAAUUUACAGAGGAUUUCAAAUUCGACCCUUCCCAGCAGGAUGAUUAUGAGACUGGAUUUUUAGAAUAUAGACGAGAGUUGUUUGUUCUAUACAAGAACAUAGGAAUCAUUGCUCCUGAUUUGAUGAAGCACUUCAUACACGCAUUAACAAACCACACCAUUGGCAAUCUUAAUGUACUUGGAUUUGCUGACGCAGAAAUUUGUUUAACACUGUUGUACAUUACUGCUGAAGUUUUUCCAGACAUGAUUAACAGACCAAACAUCAAUCAGCAAGAAAAUAUUUUCUUUAAUCUAUUAUUACAAAUUGUUGGAAGCAACAUUUCAUCUUUUCCUCAUUCGUCUAUUCAAUUGGCGUAUUUUGAGGUUCUCUCUAGAUAUGCAUCAUUGGUUCCCAAGUUUCCAGAUGACGUUAUUUCCUCAAUGUUGCAAUCAUUUGUUGAUGAGCGAGGACUUAGGAACACCAAUCCUCAGGUACAAGGUAGAGCAAAAUUUUUAUUUUCCAAAUUUUCUAAACCUCUUAGGGAGAGAUUGAGUGGAUUUAUUGAACCUUUAUUUGUUUCACUGAAAGAAAUUAUGUCCAUAAGCCUACCUUCUGACCAAGAUUUAUCAGUUGAGGAUUAUGGAGGAGACAGAUUCUUCUUGUAUGAAGCUAUUGGUUACUUAUGUGCUUCGGAAAAAGUUACUUCUGAGAUAAGGCAAAAGGUGUUUCAAGAAAUUCUCAUUCCAUUUAAUUCAGCAAUUGAAGAAAUUUUGAAUCAAAAACUUUUUAUGACAGAUACUGCCGAAAGACCAAGAUUUACGAAAUAUAUCAGUAGUAUGAUUCGUGCGUCAGCCUUUUUGAGCAAGGGCUUUGACGAUAGUGCUGCUAAAAAAGUUUAUUUUAAGGACUCGGUAGAAUUUUUCAAACAUUUCCUGAUGACUGUGACCAGGGUUCAUUCAGAAGUACCCAAGAGCAAAGAUAUUCAAACAUGCGUCAUUCUUUAUUAUCACAGGAUGAUUGAGCUCAUGAACGAAGAGAUUUUGGAAGUCAUUCCGUCCACACUUUCAAAUCUUUAUCAAUCCUGUACAGAGAUUUAUCAAAUGAAAGAUUUGUUGAUACUAUUGGGUCAAGUUAUGCAAAAGUAUAAGGACAAGGUCUUCAAUUUGGUUAAUGAAAUGUUUGGCCCUCUAGUGACUAAAAUUUACCCAAUGAUGAAUAAUGGUGUGUAUGAUUACUCGCUCAUUUCCACAAGUGAAGAAACUAGAGAAAAAUCAGAAUUGCACAAGUCGUACUUUGUUUUUCUUCACACCAUUUUCUUAACAGGACUACAACAAGUUCUAGUUUCUGACAAAAAUCGUGCCUUGUUCAAUGGAGUAUUGGAAACGGUUUUGAAAGGAUGCCAACAUGCCUCAGUGUAUCACAUCAAAACUGCAUUGCUAUGUUUGGAAAAUAUUGUGAAUUGCUAUUCUCCUCAACUGGGAGCAGAAUUUAAUGAUUUUGUAAUGAAAAACAUAACUGUUGAAACUUUCACCAUGUUGUUUCGCCCAGAUUUUGAUAUCAACGAUGGUGCCUCUUUCAAUGUUGUCUCAAAUGUGACCCAAGUAUUUGCGGCCUUAGUGGACAAAUGUGGCCCUGCCUUCCUCAAUUAUUUAGCCAACUCUUUCCUACCACAAUUGGGAAUGGAUAAUAAUGAUAUUCAAGGCUUCUGUCUAACACUGCAAGACAUUAACAACAAGAAGAACAAUGGACUGGAAAGAUUCAAACAAUUAUUCGUUACCUUCCUACAGGCAAGAAAGAAGAAAUAA
Molecule: messenger RNA, 2937 nt
Organism: Naegleria lovaniensis
Lineage: Eukaryota; Heterolobosea; Eutetramitea; Acrasida; Naegleriidae
Exons: 8
Coding region: 1-2937 (978 amino acids)
Biological process (GO): tRNA re-export from nucleus
Cellular component (GO): cytoplasm; nuclear matrix; nuclear pore
Molecular function (GO): tRNA binding; small GTPase binding
Source: RefSeq, a predicted model, not a curated record